AUGAAGCGACCUGCUGGCGACCAUGACAACUCUCUUGAGGACAUUAGGAAUGAUUCAGAGAAGCGACCGAGAAUGGAACAAGAUCAGAUCGGGAGGCAUCAGGCUUAUCCUUUUAGGCCUGAACACAGGCCGUUCGUUCUUCCAGAUGACAAUGGAGUGGCCGGGCCCAGCCCUCUUACUACGCCUGUCCAACACUGUGAUCUCUACAAUAAUCCAGAUGACGCCGCUCAUGGGAUGGAUGUACCGAUGUCCAAGAUGAUCAAUAACCUUUGCAACCAUCUUCCACUCUCUCCUGCAACAUCCCGUUCUUCAACCCCUGUUAGCGAGGAUGUCUUCUCAAUCACUCAUUCCAAUCUUGACUCUCCGCCUCGGAGCCCUGUUACAGACCCCGGCGAGGAUUAUCUGUCAAGUAGGCUGCGAAACUCCUUUGCAGACUGUACUUUGCAAAGCCCUCGCCCAAUAUCCUCUCAAACUUGCUCAGAGUCUCCUCCCUGCUUGCUUUCACCAGAGUACUAUCAGGACCCUCCCUUUUUUAAGCCCACCCUUACCUCUGUCUUCGCAGACAAGAGCACCUUCCUCUCUCAUAUGGACAUACGGUUCGCUAGCAUGCCUUCUGAGAUUGAGCCGAGAGACGCUCCUGUCUGCUUUGAACAGCAGCGCCUGGCAAUGGAGAACUCUUUUCUUCCCGACCCACAGGAACGGGCUCUGUCUUGGAUCAUGUCGCACUACACCACUGCCAUGUCAUCCCAUGGGCCCCUCGAAAGAUUUCCAGGCUAUUAUACGGAGGAAGAUUAUCCUGAGAUUGAAAUUACCUGGGAAGACACUUCUAGCAGCUAUGUAGACUGUGAUCCCAUUCUGCCUGAGGUUGGCAUCAAGAAAUCUUCGAAAAGCCAGACAAUGUACACAUCUAUGGAGAUUGAUCCUUACGGCUUUGGUAUGAGCAGUUUCAAUAUUGCCAGAUUGCCAGAGUGGGUUCGCGCCAGGAUCAUGUCUUUCUGUACUGAGCCAAAAGACCUCAUUACCCUGAUCAAAUCAUCUCCAGUCUUCCUUCAACCAUUUUGUCGGAACCGUCGUGCCAUCGUCAGCCAAGUCAUCAAGGGCAUGAGGUUUCGCUUCGGCGAUGAUAUGCCUCACAGCUGUCUUAUGGCAGCACGGCUCCGUAAUAUGGAAUCAAAGGGUGCUGAGGGCAGUCCUGAGGAUCUCAAGGCCACUGCCAAAAGAACCAUCAAGUCAAUUUUAAGGCUCCCUCCAAAGGGGGCUCUGCUCCAUCCCUUGUACAGUCUUCGGCUCCUUAUGUUUAUCUCUGACACCCUUGAUAAAGCUGAAAUUGUGAUGACAAGCUAUGCGCAUCAAGCAUGGACAAAUAAAACUGGGGUCAAGAAGCUGGGACCGUCUCAUACCGCUGGAGAUCUCGUGCUCUCUCAGACUGAGAAAAAAAGGUUCAUAGAUGCUAUCUGCCUCUACCAUGCUUAUUGCAUAGCUUUCUUCUCUGAAAAUGCGAUUUCAUCUUAUGAUGACACCACGCUACGGCAGAGCUUCCUUGAAGAUGAUGGCGUACCGGGUGAAAUCAUCAAGCGGUUCUACAGCAUCACACUCUACCUAUACCACUUCUAUCAUUAUUGGAUAAGUAUUGCUAUAAUGAAAAGGCACUAUGACCUUUCUGCAAAGGGCGAGGACCCCAGCCUUUUUCUUCCUUCGAAAAAGCACAUCGGCCAACUUGUCAACCAUUUUGUCUGUAGCGGGCCAAAUGUUUUCCGAAUGCUGCAAGACAUGGGGGCUCCAGGACGGUAUGACUUUAUUCUAAAAUUGCUUGAUCGCUGCGAGACAGAUGCAGAAUAUCUCCAGAAAAUCACGUCCUCGCAGAGCAGAGGAGACAAGCAAGUCUGGGCAUAUCGCGAGAUGGCGGACCUUAAUCAGCAAGCGGUACGAACGGCACAGCAUUUCUGGGAUCCAGUUCUUGUCGGGAGUAUAAAAUGA
This is a messenger RNA of Fusarium oxysporum Fo47, 1977 nucleotides long. RefSeq lists its product as uncharacterized. Lineage: Eukaryota; Fungi; Ascomycota; Sordariomycetes; Hypocreales; Nectriaceae. The coding region runs from base 1 to 1977 and encodes 658 amino acids. The record is from RefSeq and is a predicted model, not a curated record. The transcript has a single exon.